AUGCCGAAAGGGUUUUCCGGCAAAUACCAGGCUAAACGCGUUCGUCUUUGUCUGGAACUCUAUAGACUUUUGUCUCAUGGAACUAUGGACGUCGAACAUCUUAUCGCCCUCCUUACUGAAGUUGCCCCCCAAAAUGAACUUCCACGUCGCGCGGAUACCCGCCUUGAAGAUACCUUUCAUGAACGGCUUCGUAUUGUUCUAGACGCCAUCGCCAGUACUAUCAACAAGCUGUUUAACCUACUUAUGAGAAACAUUGGCAGUGUCAAUAUCCUGAAGAAAUGCUCCAUGAUUAUAAACUGGAUGUUACAUCAUUUGCCAGAUAAUUCCAGGUUAUUUCCUGUUGAGAAGGAAGAUUAUGUGGUUGAGGGCUUGAAUUCCAUUGCAGGUAUGGUUGAAGAAUUAUUUGAGACAAAGACAUGGUUGGCGGACCUUUCUAAGACCUCAUCCAAAAUAGAUGCAUUGCCAUAUAUUGGGGUGUCAAAACUAUCUUGCGUCGCCUGUUGGGAAUUUUUUAAUGCCCUACACAAGGUAGAUUGUAUGUUCUAUGUGAGAGGGUCUCAUUCUAAAGCAUAUUUCCCAUGGAAGUUCCCUGAUGUUGAAAUGAAUACGGCAAAAUUCCUCGAGUCGGAGAAGGAAAAAAUCCUAAAUUCCUUCUAUUCAGAUCUGGCUGCCACAUAUACCCAACGUUUUAAAGCUAGGGAGAGGUUGCGAAGGAUGUCGGAAAGAUCGACGGGCUCCACCAAGCCUAUACCUCGUGACCGAUGGCCCGCUGAGAAAUUCCCGUGGGGAUCAUGA
Molecule: messenger RNA, 795 nt
Organism: Histoplasma mississippiense
Lineage: Eukaryota; Fungi; Ascomycota; Eurotiomycetes; Onygenales; Ajellomycetaceae
Exons: 6
Coding region: 1-795 (264 amino acids)
Source: RefSeq, a predicted model, not a curated record